AUGAACGCAUUUCAAGAGGCAUCCCAUGUGACCAUUCGAAAUGCCACGUUCAAUGAAGUGGGCGGAAACCAAACGAACAACUAUUAUACCACUCGGGCGAUACAGGAAAGGGAACGUACGAUUUACGACGAGUUCACUUAUGUCAAACUCGGAAAUGUGUACAUCAUCGAGGAUAUCCACCGAAGAGCAUGUGCACGAUGGAGCCAGGGUGAGGGAAGGCGGGAGGAGACCAGAUUUCGGGCAGAAAGAACGAUUUGUACAGCUGAAAUAGAUGGUAAACCGGGAAGAUUUACAGCGAUGUCGUACACAGGCCCUGAAGCGACGGAGGCAUGGGAGGAAGACUUCCGGCACUUUUCUCAAGCUAGGUGGGUCCACGACUUCUGA
Marasmius oreades (fairy-ring Marasmius) is the source of this 384-nucleotide messenger RNA. RefSeq lists its product as uncharacterized. Bases 1 to 384 code for a protein of 127 amino acids. NCBI's taxonomy places the organism in Eukaryota, Fungi, Basidiomycota, Agaricomycetes, Agaricales, Marasmiaceae. The record is from RefSeq and is a predicted model, not a curated record. The transcript is spliced from 3 exons.